Molecule: messenger RNA, 566 nt
Organism: Serpula lacrymans var. lacrymans S7.9
Lineage: Eukaryota; Fungi; Basidiomycota; Agaricomycetes; Boletales; Serpulaceae
Exons: 6
Biological process (GO): nucleosome assembly
Molecular function (GO): protein heterodimerization activity; structural constituent of chromatin; DNA binding
Source: RefSeq, a predicted model, not a curated record
AUCGCGAAUAUCGCGUCCUGAACUUGUUCAUCUCUUAUCCUAGUAUAACACCUGUCCAUAUACCUUUAACGACAUGUCUGGCCGUGGAAAAGGUGGAAAAGGUCUCGGAAAGUGAGAAACGCCACCGCAAGAUUCUUCGUGACAACAUCCAGGGUAUCACCAAGCCUGCCAUCCGCCGUCUUGCUAGGCGUGGAGGUGUGAAACGUAUCUCUGGUCUCAUUUAUGAGGAGACGCGUGGUGUCCUGAAAAUCUUUUUGGAAAACGUUAUCCGUGACUCUGUGACCUACACCGAGCAUGCUAAGAGGAAAACUGUCACAGCCCUCGAUGUCGUCUAUGCGUUGAAACGCUCUGGGAGGACCUUGUACGGUUUCGGAGCUUAAAUAAUACUUCUAGUUUGUUGUGUGCUCUAUAUUUACAUAUGUCUAGUGUUUUAUUUCCAUGUUGUAUAUUCCGUCAGAUCUCACUUUUAAGAGUGACCAUGUAUGUAGCCUAUAUAUCUUGUGCCUAGUACAGCGCAAAUUAAGUUGCUUGAAUAGCAAACCCAGUCAAUUCAGAGCGUGCUCCAA